AUGCGACACGGGGAUAUGGGGGUUGCAGGCGCGAUUGGAUGGGGCAGACGGUAUAGGGGGACUACGAUGCCAAGGACGACGAUAGUCAUAGCCAGAGCCAACUACCGACGCAUGCGUAGAGAUGCCUUUCUACCUCUAGCACGGCAUAGGACUUGUGGGAUUGAAAG
Sphaeroforma arctica JP610 is the source of this 167-nucleotide messenger RNA. RefSeq lists its product as hypothetical. The transcript has a single exon. Lineage: Eukaryota; Ichthyosporea; Ichthyophonida. The record is from RefSeq and is a predicted model, not a curated record. The annotation marks the transcript as partial.